AAAAAAAUAAAAAAUUGUCGAGAACACCAAAAAUAGCAUGCUUGUUGCUGUGUUUAUUUACUGAAGAACUCCUAAAUUAAACUGAAUCGGGUUUGUAGACCUGCAGUUAUUAUAAAGUAAAAGAAGCCAUGGCUCAAAUACAAGAAAAUUAUGAGGAGAUUGAUGACGAGACAAUAAGUGAAAGGAUAUGGGGCCUCACUGAAAUGUUUCCAGAUUCUGUUCGAUCUGUCGCAUCUUCAACAUCAAGUUUAUCAAAAGUUGCCGCUUCCAAAACAUACAGUUUUAUAAGAUCAGCGUUAUGGGUUGGAACGACGGGAUUCAUGGUUCUUAUUGUUCCCGUGCUGUUCGAACAAGAACGAUUUAAUCUUGAGCAGCAACAACAACAACAUCAGAGACAGAUAUUACUUGGGCCAAACGCAGCAGUUUCGAACAUGCACGGAGGUAUAGGACUUGCCCCACCACCCCCAGCUAAAUAAAUCCAACAAACAUUCAUAUAAUUGAAAAUAAUGAACUAAUAGCGCACGCCAUGUUUUACAUUGGCGUUGUAUAAAAUAUGUAGCACAGUGUUUUGCAAUAAAAUUAAACAAUUAUUUCUUCCU
Ciona intestinalis (vase tunicate) is the source of this 599-nucleotide messenger RNA. Its product is annotated as mitochondrial import receptor subunit TOM22 homolog. The record is from RefSeq and is a predicted model, not a curated record. NCBI's taxonomy places the organism in Eukaryota, Metazoa, Chordata, Ascidiacea, Phlebobranchia, Cionidae. Gene Ontology annotation, cellular component: mitochondrial outer membrane. Gene Ontology annotation, biological process: intracellular protein transport.